UCUGCGAAAGUGGGCCGUGCCGCCGAACAGCAGAUGUUUAGGACAAAGGGAAUGCACGUGACAGCGAACACUGGCAGUCUGUUCAACAGUUAUCGUGCAGUAAUGACAAAAAUGAGGAGCAAAUCUAAAAGCCCUGCUUCCAGUGCUGAGAGUUUUUUAAUGACAAGGGAGGAAAAGGAAAAACCUGUUUCGAAAUGCUGUCACAAGUGUAAAAGACGAAGAUUGGCAAAACGGGAGAAACGUCUUGAACGACUACAGAGAAGACCUCGCUCUCGCAGAAGUUCCAUUGAAAGUGACGAAUCAUUCAAAUCACGAACACGAACUCGUUCACGAUCACGGUCCAGCUCAUGGGAUAGGUUCCGAGGAUCACGGAGUCCUUCGAUCCCGAUAGAUCCACAUAGAACUUCACCUUCUCAUCUAGAGGUUCGGCGAAUUACAAGCGCAAGAAAACUGCCGGUUCCUUACAACAGGAGAUGGGACUCAAGCGAUUCAGAUUCGGAUUCGUCAAUCUACGAUAAAAGGCCGAACAUAUUCCGACAAAAUAUGAAGCGAACAACAACGUGUUUCAUGUGAAACUUUUUAUUAUGAAACGGCAAACAUUUUGGUGGAAAUGCAUUUGCGGGGGCAUUGCAUAUGUUUGAUAUAUGCGGGGUAUUAUACAUUUGCUUGCCAUUUUUUUGUUCAAUAUUUUGUAGGGUGUGGAAAGAUAGUACAACUGUUAUUCUAUUUUCUCGUCCCAUUUGGUAGUAAGCAAAGAAAAUUCAAACAAUUAUAAAUCCGUACCCUUCCCAUAGGGCAUAGACCGUUGGUAAUUGUUUAAAACACGAUCAGGAUAUUUAAAUAUUAUGUGCUGAAGGUGAUGUCACAUCUUUCCCCACCCCUACUAUGUGUCAGUUCCAUUUAAACUACGAAUGCUUGCACACUUGUAUAUUUUCAACUUCAAUUUUUAAUUCCUAUUAUACUUGCCAAGUAGGGUUUCGAACCUAGAACCGUAAACUGUUUCAUGGUUGUUCCUAAUAUUGUAUGUUUAAUCCUAUAGAAGUGGUCUAAAUAAAACCUUCUGGUUUUGUUUGACUGCUAAAUUUUGAAAACUUAUUUGUUAUUUUUACCCAUUACAUACUAAAAAAACACAUGUUGAUAAAUCAUUCUAAAUUACCGAUAAACUUGGACGACACACUAUAUAUACAUAGGGACUAUAUAGGCCUAUACUGUGUUAUACUAGAUUUUAUUUUAAAGCACUAUGAUAUUGUGUUUACAGUUCCAUUGAGACUUGUACAGAUUGAAAAUCAUUUUUUUAAUUUUUACUCAACUGUACUGUUAAUAAAAUCGUAUUAA
This is a messenger RNA of Ciona intestinalis (vase tunicate), 1335 nucleotides long. The record is from RefSeq and is a predicted model, not a curated record. NCBI's taxonomy places the organism in Eukaryota, Metazoa, Chordata, Ascidiacea, Phlebobranchia, Cionidae.